Quercus robur (English oak) is the source of this 2604-nucleotide messenger RNA. RefSeq lists its product as uncharacterized. Lineage: Eukaryota; Viridiplantae; Streptophyta; Magnoliopsida; Fagales; Fagaceae. The record is from RefSeq and is a predicted model, not a curated record. Bases 267 to 2318 code for a protein of 683 amino acids. The transcript is spliced from 18 exons.
UCGCACACAGACAGCUAUCCAAAACGCCAAAACUGUGUCCAACACAGCUCCCAAACACAACACUUCCCCCAAUUCCCCAUUUCUAAAUUCUAAUCUCUAAAGUAAAAACCCAAAACACAAAACAAAUUAACAAACACCUUGCAUGCACGAUUUCAGGUUCUCCACAGUACUCUCACUCUGUGUCACUCACACACGCACACACACUCUUCGUCUUCCUCGAAAUAGUAAGUCAACCUCUUGAACCCUGUGAAUCGCGAAAAAAAAAAAUGUCGUCGUGGAUAAGAUCUGCGGUGAGCAAGGCCGUCGAGGUCGGCAACAAGAACAACCUCACUCGCACCGUCAAGAACUACGCCGACACCGUCGUCCACCACGCCGGCCAAGCUGUCGCUGAAGGCGCUAAAAUCCUUCAAGAUCGCAUUGGGGCUCGGAAUUAUAGAAGUGUUAAGCUGACCGUUAAAAGGUUGGAAGAGGCUGCUGUUUCAUGUAGGGGCCCUGAAAGAGUUCAGUUACUAAGAAGAUGGUUGGUUGUGCUUAAAGAGGUUGAAAAAUUAUCUGGACUUCCCCUUGAGGAAAAAGAGAAGCCCCAUGAACAACAGGUUGCUUCAGAUGAAGCAAAGGAUAGCCCAAGAAGACCACCUCUGGUUCUGUACUAUGACUCUGAUAUUGGUGGUGAACCAAUGAAUUUUCAUGAUGUUUUUCUUCAGAGCCAGGCUUUGGAGGGCAUAACACUGUCUAUGAUUCUUGAAGCACCAACUGAAGAUGAAUUUUCUCUGCUCCUGGAGAUGUUUGGGAUCUGUCUUACUGGAGGAAAAGAAGUUCAUAAUGCAAUAAUGAGCAGUAUACAGGAUCUGGCAAAAGCCUUUUCAAGCUAUGAAGAGGAAGUCUUGGUGAAGCGGGAGGAGUUGCUUCAAUUUGCACAGGGUGCCAUUACAGGGUUGAAACUUAAUGCUGAUAUUGGAAGAAUAGAUGCUGAAGCUGUUAGUCUCAAGAGAAAGCUUGAUGAAAUUGCAGCUCCCCAGAAGCCUUCAGAUGAAGGCCAUGAACAAACAUCUCAAGAAACAACUUUAGCUACAAUAGAGGCUUUGAAAGAAGCACUUGCACAAAUUCGAGUUUGUUCUAGAUUGGAAGGGCUGUUACUGAAAAAGAAAUUCCUAAACAAUGGAGACACUCCAGAGGUUCAUGCUCAAAAGGUUGAUAAGUUAAAGGUCUUAUCAGAAUCUCUUGCUAGCUCUGCUGCAAAAGCUGAAAAACGUAUUUCCGAUCAUAGAUUGCAACAAGAAGAAGCGUUAAAAGUUCGUGUGACCAAAGCAAGUGAAGUUAGUGAAAGAGAAAAGGAAUUAACAACUGAGAUAUCAGAACUUGAAAGACAAAGGGAUGGUCUUGAAGCUGAAUUGAAAAAGGUUAAUAUAUCCUUGGCUGCUGCUAAUGCACGCCUUCACAAUGCCAGAGAAGAGAGGGACCAAUUUGAGGAAGCUAACAAUCAGAUUGUUGCACACUUGAAAACGAAGGAAAAUGAGCUUUCCAAAUCCAUAGCCUCAUGUAAGGUAGAAGCAGGUGUUCUCAGUACAUGGACUAAUUUCCUGGAAGAUACUUGGGUUCUCCAACGCUCGUAUGUGGAAAUUAAGGAGAAGCAGGUCAAUGAUGAAUUGGAGAGGCAUGAGGACUAUUUUGUGAACAUGGCCAUUCAUCUCCUUUCUAAUUACAAGAAAGAGUUGGGGCCUUCAAUCAGCCGUAUACGGAAAUUUGUGGAGAACCUGAAGAAUUUGAGUGACGGGUCGGAGAAGGCACCUACUUUGGAUAAUGCUGAUUCCACAGUAUUAAACCCUAGGAAAAAUCUCGAGGAGGAAUAUUUGGAUUAUGAAGCCAAGAUCAUAACCACCUUCAGUGUAGUGGAUAACAUGAAGGAGCAGUUUUAUGCUCAGCAAGGCAAAAUUUCCAGGAAAGAUGAUCCAAAGGUCAAGGAGCUUUUUGAUGAAAUUGAAAAGUUAAGAGCAGAAUUUGAGUCUAUUGAGAGACCAAAUUUAGAAAUGGAGACUCCGACCCCGAAGGAUGAAACUCAAUCUAGUGAGAACCCACAGAAAACUCCAUCCCCUCCUCCAUUGCCAGAUUCUGAGACACCAAGAGCUGGUAUAGAUGAACAGCCCAAGUCACCUGCAAUCAAGGCGGAGCAGGUGCUAGAUACUGAGGCAGAACUGGCAAAAUUGGAGUCAGAGUUUGGAAAGGUUGGUCGAGACUACUCUGCAGAGGAGAUUGGUGACUGGGAAUUUGAUGAGCUUGAAAGAGAAUUAACAGCUGGUGAUUCAGCGACAAGCAAAUAAACUUUUAGCUCUCCUACACAGAUAUCCAGUGAUUCAGGUCUAAUAAACGAGCAUGCAAAUGUAUAAUUACGAUAUAAAUUUGCGUGUGACAAUCUGACCUCCACAAAGCUGCUUUAGAUCUCCAGCUUCUCUUUGUAACAUCUUAUGGAGUUCCAACUUAUGGAGUUCCAAUUAAUUCAUUCUUAUGUAAAUUCUCAAACUUGUUUCUUGUGUAAUGAAUAUAUUAAACAAAUGAAUGUAAGUUGUUAGGUUGUAAAUGUGAAACCUUAACAAUUCUUAAAGACUA